Hydractinia symbiolongicarpus is the source of this 1176-nucleotide messenger RNA. RefSeq lists its product as uncharacterized. The coding region runs from base 1 to 1176 and encodes 391 amino acids. The transcript has 5 exons. The record is from RefSeq and is a predicted model, not a curated record. NCBI's taxonomy places the organism in Eukaryota, Metazoa, Cnidaria, Hydrozoa, Anthoathecata, Hydractiniidae.
AUGCAAUCUUUUGGGCAACAUAUCGUAAGUCACCCGAAACAGCAAAUUCGACGUACAAAAAAAAGUGAUAAGAAAAGGCGCAAAUAUCGUCAAAAGGCGACAAAAAUCAUUGAAAUACGUAAAACGGCCAAAGGCAAAUUACUUACUUACUAUAUUGAUUGUAUUGUGAGGAUAAUUUUUUUCUCCGAGACCGAGCAAGAUGGCGGAUGUGUUUUCUUUAGCGCUGAACUCGACGCACAUAAAACAUGGUAUAAAUUCUUGUUAAAAUCGUGGUAUAUCUCAGUAAUCUUUGAUGUUUAUGCAGAAGCAGACAGCAACAGCCAACUAACGAUUAAAAAUAUCCAAUUUCGAGAGAUUAUUUCGUAUCAAACGGAAAAAAUGGAAGAAAAGAUCGACCUCAUGCUACAACAAAUAAACAAAAUCGAAAAUCGUCUAGGAGGUAUCGAAAGCACCCUCACAGUAAUGAAAGAGCUUCAAUCCGAUGUAGAUACAAUUAAAAAAAACCAGUGCGGUAUUAUAGAAAAACAAGCAAGUCAUGACACAACGAUUAACAACCACACAGAAGAAAUUACUGGUCUGAAGUUCACAUGUGACAACAUUCUAUCACGAAACACAAAAAUUGAAACGGACAUCAGUGAUCUUAAAAAAGAGAACAAGACUAAAGAAGGGAAAAUCAACAAGCUCAGAGCCGAAAUUAACGAUCUGGAGCAAUAUGGGAGAAGGGUGAUGGUCGAUAUCAGAGGCAUACCUAGAGUUCAGAAUGAAGAUACAACACUUUUGACGACACAACUGGCUGAACUGAUGAAAGUAAAAAUCGAAAAGGAAGAUAUAGACAUCAGCCAUCGAACUUCCAACAAAAAGGAGGCCAGUAUAAUAGUAAAAUUCAACUCAAGAUACAAACGUAAUAUUUUUUACGAAGGUCGAAAGAAGCUGAGUGAAAAGACCAUCCAAGACUUGGGGUUUCAAGGAUCUACGAAAAUAUACAUAAACGAAAGUCUGACAUCAGUGAAUGGAGAACUCUUCCGUCAGGCAAGAGAACAUUUAUUGAGCAAGAAAUUAGUAAAGUAUGUGUGGACAAAAAAUGGGCAAGUUUACGUUAGAGAAACAGACACUGCAGAUAUCAUUAACAUUAAAUCGAAAGAUGAUAUUUUUAAAUGUGCAUCAGAUCUUCAGUGA